Messenger RNA from Mobula hypostoma (lesser devil ray), 2780 nucleotides. Its product is annotated as matrix Gla protein-like. The record is from RefSeq and is a predicted model, not a curated record. The transcript is spliced from 4 exons. Lineage: Eukaryota; Metazoa; Chordata; Chondrichthyes; Myliobatiformes; Myliobatidae. The coding region runs from base 112 to 471 and encodes 119 amino acids.
AGUAAAUAAGCCUCCUCUUAUAAGGGUCUCUGGAGCCAAGCUCUGCUCAGACACACACAAGGCCAGCUGGUUGGUGUACAGAGACGCCGAGUGACCAAGAGCUGAACCAAGAUGAGGAUCCUGAUUCUCCUCGGACUCUCUGUCCUUGCUGCGGUCUGCAACGCAGAUUCCUCAGAGUCCAAUGAGAUUGAUGAUGUGCUGUUCCUUGGGAGGGGAGAUGCGUAUUCCUUUAUGAGACCUGCAAGUCGAUGGUAUCCAUGGGAAAGGGCGCGAGUCAAGCCCAUAUACGAGGUGAACAGGGAGCAGUGCGAGGAGUACCCGCUGUGCGAUCACCUGACAAGACAGGUCAACGGCAGGUACGCUCAGAGCAGGCGCUUUGGUGGUGGCUGGAUGCGCCCCGGGAGCCACGGCCAGCUGCGGCCUCACCGACAGAGAGGCUAUCGGAGCAGGAAACAGUACUACGGGUACUAGGGGCUGCAACAGCAAGAUGAGCACGCAUGCACGCACGCACGGACACACACACACACACACGCACGCACGCACACAGACUCACACAGGAAUCUGUGGUUGGCAGGACAGUGUCAAAUAGAAGCAGGACGUGUUGGAAAGACUCAGCUGGUCAGGCAGCAUCUGUAGUGAGGGAUGUUCCAUUAAUGAUGUAACACACACACACACACAAUGCAGGAGCUACGCCGCAGGUCAGGCAACAUCUAUGGAGGGGAAUAAACAGUCAACGUGUUGGGCUCCCUCCAUAGAUGCUGCCUGACCUGCUGAGUCCCUCUAGCAUUUUGUGUGUGUUGCUCAAGAUUUCCAGAAUCUCCUGCGUCUCUUCUAUAGAUGAUAACCCUCCAACACACCCUGAAUGCACCUCAAUAUCUGGCAUGGACCCACAGGUUUCUGGUGUACCUGCCCCAGGGUGUCUCAGUGUAACAACUUCUGUUCACCCCAGUAACCUUCCUCAUUGCCCCUGGACCUAUCGAUUCCAGUAUCUCCCCUAAAUGCUUCUCAUUCCUUGACCUGCUGAGUGUUUCCAGUAUUGUCUUUUCAUUUCAGACUUCCAGCAUCUGCAGUUUUUAAAAAAUUUUUCAGCCGAGUAAUGUUACCGGGAGGAAAAGCGACAGAACUUUCCCUGGCAUCCAAGCCAUUCACAUCCUGCCUUGGGGCCUGUAGCCCAGUUGUGUGUGUGGGGGGGGGGGGCCAGUUGCUUUUCCCAGUGGCGAUGUUACCUCAUUCCCGAGGGGAGUGCCGGGAAAAGGGUCUCAGACCGAACUCCGUGUUCCGCAGCUUGCUCCUAAAGGGAUCAGGCAGAGAAAAUGCCGGGAGCAUUCAGCCAGUAUCUGUGGAAGGAGAACUGUUUGCACUACAGAUCAGAAGGUCUUUGAUGAAAGGUCAUCAACCUGAAAUGUCAACUCUGCUUCUCUCCCCACAUAUGCUACCUGACCAGCUGAGCAUUUCCGCCAUUUUCUGAUUUUAUUUCACAUUUUCUUUCACUCCUGGAAGGAUCUCCACAAAGCACUGAGGCUUUGCCUUCAGCCAAUCUCCCUCUAUUCACUCACCAAAUCAUUGCUAACACUACAAGCUCCACUCUUUCUCCUACUCAUACUCUCACUGGAGACGGUUACUGACUUGGGCUUUCUCACAGUAAGGUGCCACGGGAAAAGGUCAGAGAGAAGUCAGCUCUCAUUUACCAUGGGAUUUGGGGCCAGAGGAACGCAAUCAUCUGCCCCUCAUUCUGUGGAGCGAGAGGGUUCCCAUGGAGGUGACCCAUUCAGGGUUGGGGGCGUCCUCUACCUCAGCCCAACUGGGAUGAGGAAGAGAGGUGUCUCCGCCCCUUAACAGGGGAACUUAAUGUCCCAGCCUUUUUGGGUGGAUACCUUUCUCACUGACUGAAGAGAUCCAAUUAUCAAGCGAUGCAGAAAGGGAGAGAAGUGGUGGCAGGAAGGUGACAUUGGACAGAUGAUGGACUGGGAAGAGGGGAAAAAUGGUAAGAGUUAAUUAAAGUUCAAAGUGAAUGUCACCAUAUACCCCAGAGAUUCACUUUCUUGUGGGCAUACUCGAUAGGUCUAUAGAAUAAUAAGCGUAACAGAAUCAAUGAAAGACCACACAGUCUGAGAGUUCAACCAGACUGCAGAAGACACCAAGUUGCACAAAUACAAAAAUAAGGAAGGACAAUAAUAAAUAAACAGGCAAUAAAUAUUGAGAACACGAGAUGAAGAGUCCUUGAAAGUGAGUCCAUAGGUUGCGGGAACUUUUCAGUGAUGGGGCAAGUGAAGUUGAGUGAAGUUAUCCACUUUGGUUCAAGAGCCUGACACAAGUGACAGAGAAUAUGUACAGCCAGGUACAAAGCAGACCAGACCACUGACUUCUCUCCACUACAGUGAGGCUAAGAACUUCCUCAGAGCCAGCGGCAAAGGGAAAGCAAUUUCAGCUCAAGAGCAACAAGGUGCUUUUUUUUGAGGGAGGUGGGUAGAGUUUGCAGCCUCUGGGCAGGACUGCCCAGCACCUGUUCCAGACUGCCCAAACUCAGUAGAGUGUACUCCAGUUAACAAUAUUAGUAACCAACGCAGUGUAAACCAUAUCAGCAGAGAGAAAUAAAAUUAUAGUCUGCAACAUAUGCUGUAUAUUAUACACAUAAACCUUGUAAAUACAUCCUGUUUGCGACUUGAACCUGUAAGAGCUUCUUAUCAACCUCUGUUUGAAGCUUACAACCUAAUCAUUAUAGGUGCAGAGUGUAACUGAAACUUUCAAUGGCAUUUACAGGAAUAUAUAAUAAAGAAAUA